UGAUUCUGAGGGAAACUUUGGGAUGAGUGUUGCUGGAGUUCUACGGGUCAAAAAAGACCUGGAUCGGGAAGAAAUCCCAGUGUAUUCCAUCAUCGUUAAAGCUUCCAGUAACCGAAGCUGGUCUCCUCCGAGAAGUCAAAGGUCACAGCGGGCCCAAGUGCUUGACCCAAGCCGUGACCCUACAUUACAGGAAGUAAGAAUCUUCCUUGAGGACAUCAACGACCAGUCUCCAAGAUUCACAAAGAUGGAGUACACUGCAGGUGUGGCUGCAGAUGCUAAAGUGGACUCAGAUCUGAUCCGGGUUCAAGCGAUUGAUAAUGACAUUGGCAACAACAGUCUUGUUCUUUAUCACAUUCUGUCUAUCCACUACAUCAAACUACAUUCCAAUGACUCUGAAGAAAUGCCCAGCGUCUUCAUCAUCGGUGACACUAAUGGAGUCAUCCGGACGCAUGACCUGUUUAUGGCUUAUGAUCCGGGUUAUUUUAUGGUGGAGGUUUUGGCGAGCGAUCUGGCAGGACACAGUGAUGUGACACUGGUGGGCAUUUACAUUCUCAGAGACGACCAGCGGGUGAAGAUCGUCAUUAAUGAGAUUCCAGAGCGUGUGCGACUGUUUCAAGAGGAGUUUAUAAACCUGCUCUCAAACAUCACUGGAGCCAUAGUCAACACUGAUGACGUACAGUUUCAUGUGGAUAAAAAGGGCAGAGUGAACUUCGCUCAAACCGAUGUUCUGAUUCAUGUGGUCAACAAGCAGACCAACCGUAUUCUAGAUGUGGAGAGGGUGAUUCAGAUGAUUGAUGAGAACAAGGAGCAGUUGAGGAAUCUGUUUAGAAACUACAACGUUCUGGAUGUUCAGCCAGCUGUGACUGCUCGUGCACCUGAUGACCUCACCAACUUACAGAUGGCCAUUAUCAUCUUGGCAGUUUUACUCUUCCUUGCAGCUAUGUUGUUUAUCCUGAUGAACUGGUAUUACCGCACAGUGCACAAAAGGAAGCUGAAGGCGAUUGUUGCUGGCUCCACAGGAAAUCAGGGGUUGAUGGAUAUUCUGGAUAUGCCCAACACAAACAAGUACACGUUUGAAGGAGCAAAUCCAGUGUGGCUAGAUCCUUUCUGCAGGAAUCUGGAAUUAGCGGCACAGGCAGAGCAUGAGGACGACCUUCCUGAAGACUUAAGUGACAUUGCUGACCUCUGGAACAGCCCGGCUCGCACACAUGGUACAUUUGGACGUGAGCCUCAGGCCUCUAAACCAGAGGAUGACCGAUAUCUACGAGCUGCUAUUCAGGAGUAUGACAACAUCGCCAAACUAGGACAAAUCAUGAGAGAGGGGCCUAUCAAGGGCUCGCUGCUCAAGGUGGUUCUGGAUGACUACCUGAGACUCAAAAAGCUGGUUGCCGCCCGCAUGGUCACCAAGUCAACCAGCAACGGUGACCAGUCUUCAGUCACAGAGCUGAUCCAAAGUGACCUGGAUGAAGAUGACGACGAGCGUGUUGGUGUCGGAGGUCGAGGAACCCUUCGCUUCAAGCACAAACUCCCAAUCGAGCUCAGGGGUCCUGAUGGGGUGCAUGCGGUUCACGGCAGCACAGGCACGCUGUUGACCUCUGACCUCAACAGCCUGCCUGAAGAUGAUCAGCGGGCGCUGGCACGCUCCCUUGAAGCCUUGCACGCAGAUGGUGGACUGUAUGCUGAACGCAAUGCCCGUACAGAAUCUGCAAAAUCCACACCUUUGCACAGAAACAAGGGCAAUGACACUCUGUCUGGGAGUCCGUUAGAGAUCACAGAAUUAUGACUAGCCGAGGCCUCGCUGGUCUGAGAAAAUGUACAAUGUGCAUGGCAUGCCUGGCUUCUUGUUUUUAAUGGAAACUCUUUCCUGCGAUGUGGAGAAGAGUUCAGGUUUGUAAGGGCCAGGUGUGAGGAGGGUGUGUAGAUGUGUAGUAUGUGUGUGGACCUGGAACACGCAAAACAAGGGCAGCUCAUCUUGUCAGAGAUACUUCAAGAGUAAUGAGACUUUAACCGCGCACACUCACUCAAACUGCACAAGGGGAUGAAUGCACUCUCAGACCAGUGGAAGGCCGAAUACAGACACUAGUUUUUAUUUAGUUACUUUUUUAUAUUUUAGUGGGACACCACUGCUUAUGAGAGUAUAUCUCUGGGGCUUUUCACACCGUGAUUAACCCUGGGUUAAACAUUAUUUCACACUUCGAAAUAGUGCAUAGUGUUUAAAUUCACAAAGCACAAACAGUUCCUCUUGUCUGCCAUUGCAUUAACAUUUAGUCAUUUUGCAGGUGCUUUUGUCCAAAGUGACUUACAUUUGGGCAGAGUACAUGAAGCGAUUCUUCUUAAAGAGACACAGGAAGUGCUCAUCAUACCAAGUUUCAGGCCUUUGUUAAAGUUUUUUUUUUUUAGCUUAAUUUAUUGGUUGAAAAAAUGAAAUUCCCCCUAAACACACGCCAUUAAAUGAGCUCAUGUUGCUGCGUCUUUUCACCCAAUCUAACUUACAAAUGGCUGACUUUUAGCUGUCGUCACUGCUAGUAUUAUUGCGGUACUCAUAUUGCAAAUUACUGUCAGUGUCGCAGUAUUUUCCAGAUAGUUCCAUAAUGCGUUAUGUUCGUAAAUAUUAUCACAUUCUGUACCAAAACUCUUGUAGCUCAGUCGCGUUUGGCAUUUAGUUUGACAAGGAGCACAAGAGAUGGAGAGCAAUGCAUUAUAACGGAACCCGUGGAUCUCGAGAUUCAUUUCUACUGAUUGAACAAGAUGUGACACAGUUGAGUUCAGUGGACACUCGAGGUUUGUUGUGGUGUUUGGUUACCACGUUUCAAAUGAAAUAUUGAAACAAAAGCCCCAUUCACAAAUACAGAUUUUACUAGUAAACUACCGGUAAGUUACCAUUAGGAGAUAAUGUGUGAACAGGACCUUUUCAAAAAUACUUUUCCUACAAUUUACCAGUACGAGAAGUUGUAACAUUACCAGUUAAUUACUGGUAAUGUGCAGUGUGUGAUCAUAGGUAAUCAUAACCAAUCAUAACAUUCUGACACAGAUGUGCGCUGUGUAGUUCAGUUUGAAGUCAUUUAAUGCAAUCUCUCUGGGACAAAAGAAGCUGCAUGAAUGUGAACAUUUGGUUAGUGAUUUCACAGAAUUGAUCUGUAAUUUGGAACCGAUGUUUGAAUGGAGCUUUACCAGUAAAAAGAUGGAAUCGAUCCUUGCCUGUGUAAACAGCACAUAUUUGUAUUUACCGGUAAAGUUGUCCAGUAAUUUACAGCAAUUUACUUAAAAAUUGUCAAGGUUUUACCAGAACAUGAAUGGUUUUAAUUCUGAAUACUUGAUAGAGCUAAAUGUCAUAUCUAAAUAAUUUAAGUGGUACUACACUGCUAUGGUUUAGUGAAAAAUAUGAGAUGCUAUACUUUUAAGGCAAGAUGGCCACAUUUACACGUUUGUAAAAGCAGGUCGUGUGCUUUAAAAUUGUUAACCAUGUAAAAACAUGCUUUAUUGAUUUAUUUAUAAACCAUGGGUUAACAAGUGUGAAAAGCCCAUUUGAUAUAAAGAAUAAACAAACACAAGAACACAGACUGUACUGCAAGCUGCUCUGUGUCCGUGUCUUUAUAGGGACUUUUAAGACAUUACAAAAAUGACUUCAUGAACUCUUUAAAAAAUUGUGGACUAUCUGAAAAAAGUGGAUGACUACAUUCAAGAAAAUGGACAAAAAGCUGUUCCAUGGACUAAUGAGGAAAGCCAGUCAGCAGACCACACACUGUUUCCACUGAACACUGAGGCCAGAGGUUUGUCUGGUCAGCUACAAAACAUUUCAUUUUUGCUCGAACUGAAAGACUUGUGUGUGUUGUGUUUGAAUAAAAACGGCAGUGAAACUAUACACAGUGAAACUGCUUGAAAGGUUCAUGUCAUGCCAUAACUCGAUUUUACCUUUAAAAAA
Carassius auratus (goldfish) is the source of this 3922-nucleotide messenger RNA. RefSeq names its product cadherin-23-like. NCBI's taxonomy places the organism in Eukaryota, Metazoa, Chordata, Actinopteri, Cypriniformes, Cyprinidae. The transcript has 12 exons. Gene Ontology annotation, biological process: neuron projection development; cell migration; homophilic cell-cell adhesion. The coding region runs from base 23 to 1783 and encodes 586 amino acids. The record is from RefSeq and is a predicted model, not a curated record. Gene Ontology annotation, molecular function: beta-catenin binding; calcium ion binding; cadherin binding. Gene Ontology annotation, cellular component: membrane; catenin complex.